This is a messenger RNA of Tauraco erythrolophus (red-crested turaco), 963 nucleotides long. RefSeq names its product olfactory receptor 52B2-like. Lineage: Eukaryota; Metazoa; Chordata; Aves; Musophagiformes; Musophagidae. Gene Ontology annotation, cellular component: plasma membrane. The record is from RefSeq and is a predicted model, not a curated record. Gene Ontology annotation, biological process: G protein-coupled receptor signaling pathway. Gene Ontology annotation, molecular function: G protein-coupled receptor activity; olfactory receptor activity.
AUGUCUGAGCUCAAUGAAAGCAGCUUCGAUCCUAUCACCUUCGUCCUGACGGGCAUCCCGGGCAUGGAGGAGUCCCACAUCUGGAUCUCUGUCCCCUUCUGUCUGAUGUACAUCACUGCCGUGUUCGGCAACUCCGUCCUUCUCUUUGUCAUCAUCACGGACAGGAGCCUCCACGAGCCCAUGUAUCUCUUCCUCGCUAUGCUGGCUGUUGCUGACCUCAUGCUUUCCACCACGACGGUGCCCAAAAUGCUGGCGAUCUUCUGGUUCAGCGCCAGGGAGAUCUCCUUCGAUGCCUGCAUUACACAGAUGUUCUUCACCCAUUUCAGCUUCAUCGUGGAAUCGUCCGUUCUGCUGGCGAUGGCGUUUGACCGGUACGUGGCCGUCUGCGACCCGCUGCGGUACUCUUCAACCUUAACCCCCUCGGUGAUCGGGAAGAUAGCGGUGAUUGCCGUUGUCCGGGGCUUCUGCAUCAUUUUUUUUUUUAAGCGGCUGCCCUACUGCGGGCACAACGUCAUCCCGCACACCUACUGCGAGCACAUGGGCAUCGCCCGCCUGGCCUGCGCCGACAUCAAAGCCAACGUCUGGUACGGGCUGACCACGGCUCUGCUCUCCUCCGGCCUGGACGUCGUGCUCAUCACUGUCUCUUACGCUCUGAUCCUCAGGACGGUCUUUCGGCUUCCGUCCCCGGAGGCUCGUCUCAAAACCCUGAGCACCUGUGGCUCCCACCUCUGCGUGAUCCUCAUGUUCUUCGUGCCCGCCUUUUUCUCCUUUCUCACGCAUCGGUUUGGCCACCACAUCCCAAGCCACGUUCACAUCCUCCUGGCCAACCUCUACGUCGUGGUCCCACCGAUGCUCAACCCCAUUGUGUACGGGGUGAGGACAAGGCAGAUCCGGGAGCGUGUCGUCCGUCUCUUCUGCCCCGCGGGGGAAUGCCUCUGCCCCAGAUGGGGGAGCAGGUGCUGA